This is a messenger RNA of Synchiropus splendidus (mandarinfish), 750 nucleotides long. It is a transcript of the gene cxcl19, whose product is annotated as chemokine (C-X-C motif) ligand 19. Gene Ontology annotation, cellular component: extracellular region. Gene Ontology annotation, biological process: cellular response to lipopolysaccharide; chemokine-mediated signaling pathway; antimicrobial humoral immune response mediated by antimicrobial peptide. Lineage: Eukaryota; Metazoa; Chordata; Actinopteri; Syngnathiformes; Callionymidae. The transcript is spliced from 3 exons. The record is from RefSeq and is a predicted model, not a curated record. Bases 94 to 399 code for a protein of 101 amino acids. Gene Ontology annotation, molecular function: chemokine activity; CXCR chemokine receptor binding.
CUCAAAAGAUGCGAGAGCACAUGAUAAUUUAAUAUAAAUACUGAGGUGCUGCCAAACAUCCACAUCACCACAGCUGCCUGAACCCCACUCAAGAUGAAGCUAGUCGUCAUCUUCAUGCUUUCGUCUCUGCUGGUCAUGAUCAAUGGCAUGCCGCCCAUCAGCAGAGACUACAACACACACUGUCGCUGCCUGAAGGUGGAGACCAGGAUCAUCCCUCCAGACAGUCUGAGGAGCAUCAAGCUGGUGCCUGAAGGACCCCACUGCCCGGACACAGAGGUCAUAGCCGGACUGUCAAGCGGGGAAAAGGUCUGCUUGGAUCCUAAAUCCUCCUGGGUGAAAAAGCUUGUUCAGUUUGUCCUGGAGAAGCAGCUGCAACACCAGCCAAAGAAUCAAGCCUGAGAUUUUUUUUUUUUUAAAUGCAAAAUGCAGCUGCAGCAACAUCAACUUCCGAACUGCUGACUUAUUUCCAAAGAGCAAAAGUGAUGUAACAAUCCCUCACAUUCUACUGCGUAUACAUCAACUUCACUUUUCAUGAAGUAGGGCAAUGUUGUGAAGAUGGUGUAUUUGAGUGUCAUUUGUGUUGAUAGACAGAAGAGGAUAUUAUCAUUUGAACUUGAUCAUAGUUAAAAACAUCUGUUGUCUUUAUUUGUAUUUUCUUUAUAAAUGCAGCUGCACAACACUGAAAUGCUCACCUAAUCAAAUGCUACAGUGCUGAAAUAUAAUUAAAGAUAAUUCAAAGAAAAAGCACAA